Molecule: messenger RNA, 1930 nt
Organism: Argentina anserina (silverweed cinquefoil)
Lineage: Eukaryota; Viridiplantae; Streptophyta; Magnoliopsida; Rosales; Rosaceae
Biological process (GO): regulation of DNA-templated transcription
Molecular function (GO): double-stranded DNA binding
Source: RefSeq, a predicted model, not a curated record
ACCAACAUGGGGUCUUCAUGUAUUGCAGAGCUUCGUAGAGAGGCGAAACCUAAGUUUCACGUUGGCGGCGUGGAGCCUUAGGCUCUCCGGACCGUAUGUCGGCAUGGGCAAGCAAAGACGGUGGUCUUGCUCCCUCUAUUAUCAAAAUUGUGAUCAUGCUUCUCCCAACCUCCGGUUGAGUUAUGUCGGCUGAGGGUACUAUGUGGGCUGUCAGUUGGCAGAUCCGGGCUAUGAUGAUGAAUCGUGUGUCGAUGGAUUGAGCGGCGGUUGAUCGAAAUUUUCUGUGUCCAAGGGUGCCAAUUCUAUUUUAUAAACAAAGAUCGUGGAUUCCAUAAAAAAAAGUAUCCAUAUUCAUGUCCGGGUUAAAAUUGGGGAAACACCCGACGGCCAAUUUCUCCAUUCUUCUCCCUACACGAAUUUACUAGAGUAUAGUUUCCUGCAAAACCCUCAGAUCCCCACACCUAAUGCUCUGCAGAAAUCAAGGAUUUGCAGUUGCUGCUUCACAUUUUGGUCGAAGACUCAUCAGCAGUUCCAGAAUCUCACCAGGCCGAGAUGAUUCUGCAGUAUCUUACCUCAUUAGCUCAUGCGGGCUGUCCCCAGAAGCCGCCAUUAAAGCGUCCAACAAGGUAAAGCUUAAAUCUUUCGAGAAACCGGACUCUGUUUUAGCCCUUCUUAGAGAGUAUGAAUUCUCAGAUACCCAGAUAUUAACUCUUGUGCGAAGACACCCACAAGUUAUUUUAGCCGAUGCCCAGAAAACCCUUUUGCCAAAGCUAGAGUUUUUCUGCUCCAUAGGAAUCUCAAGACUCGACCUUGCAAAAACACUGGUUUACAACCCAUUACUUUUGAGCCGAAGCUUGAGAAACCAUUUCGUACCCGCUUAUACCUUCCUCAAGAAAGUGGUGAUCUCUGAUCUCAAGGUCGUCUCUAUACCAUAUGAGGUUCGUAUUCUUAUGAAAGGUCCUGAAUUCUUCAGUCAACUUGUGGUUGAAGUGCACCAAUUAGGAUUCGACCCCCAGUUAUGGUCGCAUUGUUUGGAAAAGAGACGACAUGGAAACGAUGUGAAGGCGUAUAGGAGUUGGGGUUGGUCGGAUGAUGAUAUUCGUUCUGCCUUGCGGUUGUGGCCACUCUGUAUGACCAAGUCUGAGAAGAAAAUAAUGGCAACAAUGGAUUUCCUUGUGAACAAGAUGGGAUUGCAAUCAGGAAAUAUUGCCGAGUGUCCAUAUAUAUUUCGUUACAGCUUGGAGAAGAGAAUCAUCCCUAGGUGUUCAGUUGUGAAAGUUUUGUUGUUGAGAGGAUUGAUAGAAGAAAAGAAGCUGAGUUUAUCUACUCUAUCUACGACUUCAGAGAAGUAUUUCUUGAACAGGUUCGUCACCAGAUAUCUCGACGAAGUUCCCCAAUUGUCGGAUAUGUACCAAGGAAAAGUUGAUAUAUGGAAGCCAGCAAGAUUCUAAGUAUUGACUCAUUCUGCCUAACAUUCACUUUGUUCGUUACUAUAUAACAAUGACCCUGUGUGAUUAUUUUCUCUCUUCUCAAGUCUGAACUUUGAAAAGUGGUUUCUAAUUUUUCAUGUUCCGUUAGACUGUUGAUUGGUAGCAAUUGAAUGAUUUCUGGGUUACCAUUGCUCCCUCCGCUAAUGUCCCUAGCUCAUUGGUUUUAAGGUCUUUCGAAGAUGUGAAAAACUCGAUGCUUAGUCUUCAGUCUUCAGUUUAUAGUUGAUGCAUCUCUCUGCUUACUGCUGGCUUCAGCCUGAAAAAUUCGAGUGGAAUUCGGAUCAACUAAAUCGAAAUUGUCCGUCUGAAAUUUGGAGUUUAGUUUCUCACUCAUUUUCUUUACCGUUAUUGUAUGAGAAGUUCGAACUUUCUUGUAGCUAUUGAUAACUAGCGGUUAGGAUGUGUGAUCUUGCCAUGUUAGAUGAAAGCUCAGAAAUUCA